AUGCUGUCGCGGUCUACUUUCAGCCGAAAUGCGCCCCGUGCGCUCCAGAAGCAGUGCUCUGCUGCCGGCAUCAACAGCCGUCGAAGCAUGGCCUCUGCUGCGACCCCAGGCCUUCAGUACGAUGUCACCGAGGCUGCUGGCGUGAAGCUCGCCAAUAGAGAAGUAGCAGGCCCUACAGCAACCCUGGCGUUGGUUGCAAAGGCCGGCCCUCGUCACCAGCCUUUCCCUGGGUUCUCCGAUGCUCUCGAACAAUUCGCCUUCAAGUCUACACUCAAACGGUCGGCGCUGCGGAUCAACCGGGAGGUUGAACUGCUCGGCGGUGAAGUUUCUUCGACACACUCGCGUGAAAAUGUUGUCCUCAAGGCCAAGUUUCUCUCGAACGAUCUUCCUUACUUUGCCGAAUUGCUGGCAGAGGUUGCUUCUCAGUCAAAGUUUGCAGCCCACGAAUUGAAUGAGGUCGUCAUCAAGCACCUCAAGCUCAGACAACAAGCCCUUGCCGCCAACCCUGAGCAACAGGCUGUCGAUGCUGCUCACGCUCUGGCCUUCCACCGCGGCCUGGGUGAGAGCAUUACCCCUUCUACCACUACUCCUUUCGAGAAAUACCUUUCGGCUGAAGCCCUCGCCGAGUUCGCCCAGCAGGCUUAUGCCAAGUCCAACAUUGCCCUUGUGGGCAGUGGCUCGAACUCUGCUGACCUUUCCAAGUGGGUUGGCCAGUUCUUCAAGGAACUUCCCAGCUCUGGCAGCUCCAGUCAGUAUCAGCUCCAGCCCGGCGCAACUUCCAAGUACCAUGGCGGCGAGCAGCGCAUCUCUUCCAAAGCCGGUAACGCUGUUGUCAUUGCAUUCCCUGGCUCUGCUGCUUUCGGCACCUCUGGCUACAAGCCUGAGGCUUCUGUCCUUGCUGCCCUCCUAGGUGGUGAGUCCACUAUAAAAUGGACUCCUGGCUUCUCCCUCCUGGCUCAGGCUACCCAGGGCUUCUCCCAGGUCCGUGCCUCUACCAAGAGCCACACCUACUCCGAUGCUGGCCUCUUCACCAUUUCACUUUUUGGCAAGGCCGAUCAUGUUGCUUCAGCUAGCAAGAAUGCUGUGGAUGCCCUCAAGAAGGUGGCCGCCGGCGAAGUUGCUAGCGAAGACAUCAAAAAGGCAAUCGCUUUGGCGAAGUUCCGUGCUCUUGAGUCGGCUCAGAACCUCGAAACCGGUCUUGAGGCCACUGGCUCUGCUCUUCUCAGCGGCGGCAAGCCUUACCAGAUCGGCGAAAUCGCUCAAAGCAUUGACGCCGUUACGGAGGCCCAGGUUACGGAUGCCGCAAAGAACUUCCUCUCUGGCAAGGCCUCUGUCGCCUCUGUUGGAGACCUCUUCCAGCUCCCUUACGGCGAGGACCUUGGUCUGACCGUUUAA
Messenger RNA from Aspergillus bombycis, 1395 nucleotides. RefSeq names its product ubiquinol--cytochrome-c reductase subunit 2. Gene Ontology annotation, cellular component: mitochondrion. The record is from RefSeq and is a predicted model, not a curated record. Bases 1 to 1395 code for a protein of 464 amino acids. Gene Ontology annotation, molecular function: metal ion binding. NCBI's taxonomy places the organism in Eukaryota, Fungi, Ascomycota, Eurotiomycetes, Eurotiales, Aspergillaceae. The transcript has 4 exons.